Molecule: messenger RNA, 1701 nt
Organism: Drosophila innubila
Lineage: Eukaryota; Metazoa; Arthropoda; Insecta; Diptera; Drosophilidae
Gene: SdhBL
Product: succinate dehydrogenase [ubiquinone] iron-sulfur subunit
Exons: 1
Coding region: 42-1124 (360 amino acids)
Biological process (GO): respiratory electron transport chain; tricarboxylic acid cycle; aerobic respiration
Cellular component (GO): mitochondrial membrane
Molecular function (GO): 2 iron, 2 sulfur cluster binding; electron transfer activity
Source: RefSeq, a predicted model, not a curated record
UAUAUAUUUAUUUCUUUUGGCCAUAUAAGUCGGGGCAAAUAAUGCUUCGACUUGGGUCGGUAUUGCGCAAUCUUCAGCUGUCGGUGCGCAGUCAUGUGGCAAGGAGAUAUGCUCUGGUAUCCGCCAUGCCAAUUCGAGUGACGUCUCUUGAGCAAAAGCAGACUCCCAUAUUGGAUGUGGCUUACUGUGAGGACAAAUUACCCAUUGAUAAAGCGGUUGGUAGACAUUACAGCAAAUCGUUAGAGGACGAUGCCAAAAAAGUUGCCAAGGAUGUGACCAAGGACGUUGCCAAGGCCUCCAAGGGAGGUGGUGGCGAUUCCAAGAAGCCGCCGAAAUCGAUGCCAAAACCUAAACCAAAAGAAGAGCGGUUCAAAACCUUUGAGAUUUAUCGCUGGAAACCCGGUGAUCAGCCCACAAUGCAGAAAUAUAGUCUGGAUCUCAAUGAUUGUGGUCCCAUGGUACUCGAUGCUCUCGUCAAGAUCAAAAAUGAUAUGGAUGCGACUUUAACUUUUCGUCGCUCCUGUCGUGAGGGCAUUUGUGGCUCCUGUGCGAUGAAUAUCGAUGGCAUCAACACGUUGGCGUGCAUAUCGGCUAUCGAUACGAAUGUGGGAAAACCCUGUCGGAUUUAUCCUCUACCUCAUUUAUAUGUGAAGCGUGAUCUUGUCCCAGACUUGUCUCAAUUUUAUGAUCAAUACCAAUCCAUACAACCUUGGCUGCAGCGCAAGAAUCUGGAUCGAGAAAUCGGCAAGGCACAAUAUCUGCAAGCAAUCGAGGAUCGCAAUCAGUUGGAUGGACUGUAUGAGUGUAUCUUAUGCGCCUGUUGUCAGACCUCAUGCCCGUCGUACUGGUGGAACAGUGAGAAAUAUCUGGGACCUGCUGUUCUAAUGCAGGCAUUUCGUUGGGUCAUCGACUCGCGUGAUGAGAAUACCGAGGAGCGUCUCUGUCAUCUGAUGGAUCCGUGGAAGCUCUAUCGAUGCCACACCAUUCUCAACUGCACAAACACAUGCCCAAAGAAUCUGAAUCCGGCCAAGGCCAUAAUUCAGCUCAAACAGUUGCUGGCAGGCAUGAAGAAGAAGCCAAAACCGAAGAUGCAAACUGAUCAAAUGUUUCCCAGCCAAAUGUAGAGUAAAUGCAAUUUCGGUUUUUAGCACAUAACACAUAUUUUGUUCACGUAGAUAAGGUUACUACACAUACACAUACACAUGCAUAUAAACAAACAUGUACACAUACUUAUACAAAUACACACUUAUAUAUACAUACAUAUACACAUAUAUAUCCAUGGAUACCUAAGAUAAAGGGAUAUUAGAUAUACAGCACUUUUGUUGGACAUAACGUUUCCGGGACUUUACAUAACCUAAAUCAUCAUUCAUGUUUAAAACUAAUUUGUAGCAAUGUCAGUUCUAAAUUUUUAUCAUAAGAAAGACUGAGCUAACAAUACAAAAAUACUCAUAAACAAAUAACAAAAAAAUACAAAAUACAUUAAAGUUGGGACUUUUUAAUGGAACAGUUACUAUUCUUCAAACCGUUCUACACAACACAAUUUUCUUUUUGUUUUCGAUGGCUCCAAUCGAAUAUGUUUGACACAUGAAUAACUUGAUUUAAUGUUAACCAACUAAGUUAUCUACACAUACGAUUAGUUAUUUUAUAUCGAAUUAAAUGAACCGAUUACAUGUAAUAAAAAAAUCUAUAAAUAAAAAACAA